UACGUUUCAAAUCUGCAUCACAGAUUAACUGCUCAGUUGCCUGUCUGACUUUUUAAGCCAGUUCUCGUUUGCGCCUUCAUAGAAGAAUCAUGCUACGUGUCGGUGCGGUGUUUUUGUUGCUUUUGGUGGUGUCCCGGGGCGCCUCUCUUGAGCCCAGAUACAGGUCCGAGUUCACCUACGCUGAACAGCUUCUGGAGAAGAUGAUCCGAAUGGAGGCAGAAAUGGACAAGUGGGAGACACGGGUGAAUGAGCAAUUCGGACAGCUGACGAGCUUACGGGAACACAUUGACCAUAUGACGAAGACCGAGGAUUCGCGUCUGAAGCUCAUACAGGAGGCGUUUGUGGAAUCCCGUAACAACAUAACGGCACUGCAGUCGCGAACUGAUGGCCUAGAACAGCAGCUCAAAGAGAAAAUGAAAAAAGGUUGUGCUUCGUUUUAUACGACGUGCAAAGAUGGAUGGCUUCCGUUUAGGGGCUCCUGCUACCUAUUCCAUGUCGAAGCAAUGACGUUCGCAUCAGCUGAGCAAUACUGUCGACAACACGAAAACAGUCAUCUUGUCCACAUAGACGAUGCCAUAGAGAAUAGUUUUUUGAAAGACCGAAUGGGCCUGUUCAAAGAUCGCUAUUGGUGGCUCGGAUUAAAGGAUGAAGAUAUUGAAGGAGUCUGGAAAUGGUUCGACAACGAUGAGAUUGCAACAUUUACAGACUUCAAUCCAGGCGAUGGAGGAUCCCACAGUUUGGAAGACUGUGCAGCGGCUGAGCCCGGUGCUGAUUAUCGUUGGGUCGAUGUCGGAUGCUCUGUCACCGCAGGUGUGCUGUGUAAAACCAGAGGACACGAAGAGGCAUCAGUGAUUGGAUGAUGAGCGACAUGUACUGAAACACACAGUCAUUAGACUUAAAACACUGAAUUGCUGCCUUUGUAUUUGUUUUGACAUGUAUUUCGAACGAAAAACGAAUACGCAGUU
Messenger RNA from Dreissena polymorpha, 965 nucleotides. RefSeq names its product hepatic lectin-like. The record is from RefSeq and is a predicted model, not a curated record. Bases 90 to 860 code for a protein of 256 amino acids. NCBI's taxonomy places the organism in Eukaryota, Metazoa, Mollusca, Bivalvia, Myida, Dreissenidae. The transcript has 6 exons. Gene Ontology annotation, molecular function: signaling receptor activity.